Pyricularia pennisetigena is the source of this 432-nucleotide messenger RNA. RefSeq lists its product as uncharacterized. NCBI's taxonomy places the organism in Eukaryota, Fungi, Ascomycota, Sordariomycetes, Magnaporthales, Pyriculariaceae. Bases 1 to 432 code for a protein of 143 amino acids. The record is from RefSeq and is a predicted model, not a curated record. The transcript has 2 exons.
AUGCCCAGUGCCGACAGGGGCCUGCUGCGAUCCCGUGGCCCAGGCCCCGACGGCGCCGAGGUCAAACAUGGCCUUGGCCCCGUAUGGCAUGGCGUCGUUGACCAGGCAGUCGAUCCGGGGAUCGCCCUUGUCCUUGAGCACACGGCGAAUGUCGGCCACCACGGCGUCGACGCGGCCGCCAAAGAGCACGUCUGCCAGAUCUGGGAGAGAGGCAGGUUGGGCGGCCAGGAGGCGCUCGUCCCACUCCAAAAGGGCCUCGGUCUGGGCAACCUCGGCGCCCGAGGCCAUGACACGCCACGACUGAGACGGGCUGGUCAACCAGAUGACGCGAUGGCCCCGUUGGACCAGGGCCUUGGCGACAGCCUGCAUGGGCAGGACGUGGCCCGUUGCACAGAACGUGUGCAGAAGGAACGUGCAUUUUCUUGCCGGUAG